GUACCAUACCCACAUCAACCUUAUCACCGUUGUUUUGCAUGCUGUACCUCUUUACAAUCUCCCAUGUAUUGAAUAAAAUAAUCAUUUAGUUCCAUACUCCUAAGAACUUAGGAGUAAUAUUAUUUGUACAACAAAAGUUAAUAACUUUAUUUAGAAUACUAAUUUCCUUCCUAAUAUUUAUAUGAAGUACCAACUAAGUUUUCUGCUAAAGACAAACACAAAUAGCAUUUCUGGCUCCAAAGAUCAGACAGUGAAGAUUGGAGUAUCAUAGAGCACAAAUUCAGCUCAAAAAGUAAAUUUUGCAAGCUGUUAACUUUUUCAAGUUCUGAAUUGUAAUAUACUCAAAAGGGUCAUAAAAAUUUCAAUGGCUUAUGGUGAUAGAAACAGAGGAUCCUCUGUUUUUGAUGGGUUCACUCUGAGUCCCCUGCCAUAUCCUGUUCUGAUGAUCCUAGCACUGAUCCUAAUCUUCCUUGGAGUUUCAUGGUACUUUUCAUAUGAAGAAGUAGUUGAAAGUGCUCAAGUGCAAUUGGGGUGGUUACUAUUUGCCACUCCAGUUGUGCUUAUACUCAUAGUUCGUUGGUUGUCAUCAAUGGAAAACACUGAGUGGUUCUCCGGUUGGGACAGACGCCGGAGAACCACCCAGGGAUCCUCGGAGGGGAGCUCGCCAUGGGGUGUGGCUGCCUUGAUUGUUGUGUUGCUUAUAUUGAUGCAAUAUCAAUCCAUCUUUCGUGAUAACUGGUUUGUUUGAUUUUAAGUCCAAACCACUUAAAGACAAUUCAAGGGGAAUCAAGCAUACAUAUAUUACUUGAACCAACUAUCUUGGUUGGUUGGUUAGUUUGAUUUGGAACUCCUACUUUAGAUGCUUGUUAUUUUAGGAGAUUGUAUAUUGUUUUGUUAUAUGAAUAGUGUAGAAGGUGCUUUUGUAUGUAUAUUCUUCACUAGUUCAGUCUGAAGUUAUUGGAAAUUAUUAUGAAGAACACUGAGUGAUUGGUGAUAAAGAAAAUUAGAGUUUUCAAUUCCCAAAAUAUUCAUAUUGUUUGUCCUUCCUAACAUAGUAACAUGGGUUUACUUCUUUUAAGUUGAAAAAACUUUAAAGUGAUAAAAGGAUGCAAUAAAAUAAUCUGAGAUCAUAGAGUGAGACUUACUUCAGUCAUUCUAUGAAUUUGCAAAACUUCUCACUUGAACUUAUUGAUCCAACAAGAUUACAGGAACAAAAAGCAAGAACAAAGCAUUGACUUGUUAGGUAGUUAAACCUCCCUUCAUACAAACAAUGUUCUUUUACAUGGAGUUCAUUUUCCAACCUUCCACAAGUUCAUGGAAUAAAUUAACUCAGUAGCAUAUAUGAAAACUGCAUGUAAACAAGAGAAAAUUCCCAACAAAAGUUGAAUCCAAAGCUAGAAUUCUAGUUUGUGUAGUAUAGUAACAUAAGAAUUUUCUGGGGUCAAGAGUGAGUGGUUCAAACUUCAAACCAUUUACGAUAAUAAAUCAACAAAAGCAACAUCAUGUGCAAAAUGGCUGCAUUCAAAGGAGACAUUGCAGCUUGUUAUUCUACUGGUUGAAAAUGAAAUCCCUGAAAUGGGAAAGCCAUAACAAGCUAAUGACAAUGCCAAGUAGCAUGAGCAAAUGGAGAGUUGGAGAAAAAGAAACAGUGCCU
This is a messenger RNA of Arachis ipaensis, 1654 nucleotides long. The record is from RefSeq and is a predicted model, not a curated record. Lineage: Eukaryota; Viridiplantae; Streptophyta; Magnoliopsida; Fabales; Fabaceae.